UGUGGCUUUGAGAGCAACGACUCUUUCCUCAUAAAAACUGCCAACCAACACAAGCCAAAGUCUUGUUAUCUUCGCUCUCAAAGGCUCUCUAUCUCUCACACAUAGUUUUUGUUGUUUACAUGUUUGAGAGCUAGGGAAAGAGAUGGAAGAAGAGAAAUCAUACUUGCCGGCCAAUUCUCUUCCAUAUUGCAGUGCGAGAAUUAUAUCAUCGGAAAUUGUGGAGAUAGGAGAGGAUAGCAGGAGUGGUACGUUUGUUAACAGCAUAGAUGCUGGAGCCAGUGAUGUUUAUGUAGCUGUGGGUAAAGAUGAUUUAGAUGUCCUGAAAUGGGCUCUUGAUCAUGCUGUUUCUCCUGGAUCUCGAGUUUUCCUUGUUCAUAUUUUUCCUCCAAUAACAUAUAUUCCUACACCAGUUGGAAAAUUAUCCAGAAGUCAAUUAAGCCAAGAUCAAGUGAGAUAUUACAUUAAUGAAGAGCAUAACAGGAGGAGGAAUAUAUUGCAGAAAUACAUUCGCUUGUGUAAUGAUGCCAAGGUGACAGUGGAUACAAUGCUCCUUGAGAGUAGUGAGACUGCCAAAGCUAUUCUUGAUCUCAUUCCUGUUCUGAACAUUACCAAUCUUGUCAUGGGAACUACACGCCGGCCUCGCACAAGGUUACUGAAGAAAAAAUUGGCGAAAGCAGAGUUUAUCAAGAAGAACGCUCCAGACUAUUGUCAGAUCACUAUUGUUCCUGAUCGCAAGAAGGUUGUGGAUGACCAGAAAGUAACAGAGCUGGUGCAUCCAUCUCACCCUACCAAUCCUAAAAGACCCGAUAUUUCUCGGAGCAACUCUGAAAAGAAGUUUUUGGAGUGCGCAUGCUUUUCAGCUUGUAGGAGUAAGGUGAAGUAUUAAGAUUUUAACAGCUCCAAGGUACAAGGGAUGAAGAACAACUUGCAAUUGAAAAAGGAAAGGCCACAACAAGCACAACCCAUAAGUUCUGGAGGAGAUUUGGUGUUGUCUGAAAAUAAUGUGCAAGCAGAACAGAAGACAACAACUAACAAUUUUCUUUUACUUCAUUGAAUUCUUUCCAAGCCUAUAAUAACCAAUAAUGUAUUUGACUAGAAGUACACAAUAGAUGAGAAGGCCAAGUACACAAAAAAUAAAGCAAUUAAAGCAUGGAAGCUCCUUGACUGAUCUGGACUUAGAAAGGUCCUCAUUUUAGCACCACGUGAUGAAAAAAGAACCUGCAAAAUCAGCAACAUAUCAAAAUUAUAAGUACAUUUCCCGCUUCCUACACAUCA
Messenger RNA from Hevea brasiliensis (rubber tree), 1275 nucleotides. RefSeq names its product U-box domain-containing protein 33. The record is from RefSeq and is a predicted model, not a curated record. Lineage: Eukaryota; Viridiplantae; Streptophyta; Magnoliopsida; Malpighiales; Euphorbiaceae. The coding region runs from base 143 to 886 and encodes 247 amino acids. The transcript has 5 exons.